Molecule: messenger RNA, 1902 nt
Organism: Truncatella angustata
Lineage: Eukaryota; Fungi; Ascomycota; Sordariomycetes; Amphisphaeriales; Sporocadaceae
Exons: 1
Coding region: 1-1902 (633 amino acids)
Molecular function (GO): DNA binding; protein binding
Source: RefSeq, a predicted model, not a curated record
AUGUCGUCAUUUGCAGAGCUUCCCGACGAGAUCGUAACUCACAUCCUCAACUACCUAGCGCCCGAGGUAACACUGACCGUCAUACCUCGUCUCUCGAAACGAUUCCACCGCAUCACCGACACUCCCUUGCUAUGGAAGUUUUACUGCGAGAACAGCUUCAGGUACUGGCAACCCGACCACAACAUCAAGCACAAAUUGCGCAAUAAAGUAUCCGACGUCGACUGGAGGGCCCUGUUCGCACUUCGCCAUCGCCGCAAUCGCCGCAUCGCUCACCUCUUGGACGACAUCGUCGCGUCCCGCGUCUCCAGACUACAGAAGACGGAGGAAAUCUGCCAGUUCGGAUAUGAUGCCAAAGACUUUCUUCUCCGCCAGUGCAAAAUUCACGAAAGCGCCGACGAUGUGCUCGCCCGCCGAUUCUACUCGUGCAACGUGCUCGACAGUAUUCAUCGGAGCGUCGCCAUAGAAGAAUGGGCCAAAUACCCGACACACGCCGCCCGCAUCGACAGUGACAGCAUGACACCUACUGAGCGAUUGCGGUGCGGCAUGAAACUCGAGCGAGCCCUGGGGGCGUUUGACAUGUUCGUGCUUCACGACAACGAAGGUGAUAUGGACGAGAUCUCUGUUAUGCUUGACAAUCUGAUCGACCAGUUCCGCGCCCGCCACAGUACCGCCAACAUGACCACUCGUGACAAAGCCCUGGCGCUGGCUGCAUGGCUUCACAACAAUAAUAUUACAGGCAUGGAGAAUGAGCCUGAGACCUUUCGUUACCUGCGCAAUUGUCUUAUCGGCCGAGCACUCAAGGAUGACCGCCAUCCUUCCCUUCCCAUCAUAUCAGCUGCCAUAUUUUCUGCCCUCGCCGAAAGGAUCGGUGUUGAGGCUUACUGCUGCGCGUUACCAAGUCGGGUCCUUGCCGUCGUGCUGGCGCCUGAGGGCUUCACUCUUGACGGCCUACCAGCGGCCGAUGAUGAAACCGAGCGGCACAAGAUGUUCCUUGACACCUACGGCUCCGACAGUGAAGUGCCCUUGGAACAGCUACAUGCAUAUCUCUACCGUCUUGGCGCCCAUCUCGGAAGGGACAGUAUGCUGGUCCCCAAUGCCACCGAGCUUAUAGUGAUGCGCACGGCACAAAACAUUCGAGCGUCUUUUACUAGUUUUCGAACAAUAGAGCGGCCCGUGGCAGAGCUCAUCCCCUUGAUUGAGCUACGCCGGGGGGAUUGGGCUCGCAAUCUGCAGCCCGCUCUAUAUAGCAUGAUCUGGGCAAGUAUAAUGAUGGUGCCUGUGCUGCCGGAGAACGAGGAUGUGCGGUGGGACUGGCAACAGGACGUCAGAGAUCUCAUCAAUUACUUCUAUGAAUAUUUCCCCGAAGACGCCUGGCUCGUCGAAAAAUAUGUCUGUCCCAUGUAUGACACGUUUGCUGCACCUGGCCAGCGACAGAAUGCUUGGGAGUUGCCUUCCAGGCGAGUUAGGGACCAGAUCAAAAAGAUCCGUCAGGUUGACUCGUCUGAACGCGCGCCACGUCGUCGCAGCGAUCUAACGACUGCGUUGCCAGUCAGAUAUCGUAUCGGUCAGGUGUUCAAGCACAAACGGUAUGACUAUCACGGCAUCAUCCUCGGGUGGUCAGUCGAUGGGGUUAGUGAGUCCAUGGGUUGGGAUGGCGACAACCUGGGCUGGACGACCAAGAGGGCGGCUCAAGCGUUCUACCGAUGCAUGGUGGGUACGGACGGGUCAGACCAUCAUGUAAUUGCCGAAGACAACAUGGAAAUUUUGGAUCUCUCAGGAGGUGGCAAGCUGCCAAGAGAGAUCCACGAUCUCGUUCCCAUGGCCGGCAAGUUCUUUCGGCGUUAUGACAAAGAGCAAGGCGCAUUUGUGAGCAACAUGCGGGAGCUGUUUCCGGAGGACUAA